AAACAAUUCCCUCACUCUCCUUCCCUGCUCGCGUUCACCGUUGCCACUCUCCCUCAUCAUUGACGAUCACAGCUCUAAGUCAUUUCCCUUAGCUUGGUCAGCCUCACAUAGGCCAUUAAAUGCACUGCCAUUAUAGCUUACCAUACCUUACCUUCUUCUUCAGCUGAGGAGAGGGGAUCUAUAGCUGGGUUAUUUACCUAGAGUCUAGAGGGUGGAGGAUGGUGCGCAACACCCGAAUUAUGCCUACAGAAUUCUAAAAAACCAUCAGUACUUCAAAGCAAUUAAAUAAUAGUAUGCAGUUGAAGAAUAUAUUGAGCAAAAAUGCAAAAGAAAAUUCAGGUAUUAAUACAAUAUUAUAAUUUAACUAACUUAUAAUUGUUACACUAGUCAUAUAAAAGUAUGCCUUGUUGUUUUGGGUGAUGCAACUGAUGAUUUGGUUGAGCUUAGCUUUAGCUUGCACCGAUAUCUAUCCUCUUUCAAAAGUUUCCAAAACUCUUCUCUCAACCCCUACUGGAGCUAGUAUAAAUUUUCUUUUCAUUUCUCUUAUUUCUCCUACCAUAUAUAUAUAUAUAUAUAUAUAUAUAUAUUAUAACUGCUGCCUAUUGGAUGGGAGUCCUGCUGCCUACUUCUUUGACCAGGGUGAAGGAGAUGGUGUUGAUAACUGGUUAAUUUUCUUUGAGGGUGGAGGGUGGUGCUCCACCCCCAAAGAAUGCAAGGAACGGUCUGCAGGUUCUCUAGGUACUUCUAACAACCAGCCUCCAUUGGAGUUUGGGCAUAUUAUAAGCAAAUCCAAUCACUCUAAAGGAAAUCCUGAUUUCUGCAAUUGGAAUCGGGUACAUGUCCAUUAUUGUGAUGAAUCUUCCUUUACUAGCGAUAUUGAAACCGUUAAUUCUAUUAGCUACAAUUUGUCACCUAACCAUUUGACUUGCCUUGUGGGCAAAAACUGUACUUUGGCUGAAAUGGCUUCAAUUGAAGGUCUGAGAUUGGGAUUAAUUAAAGCGUUACCAGUUGAUAAUUCGUCCUUUCGAGGAAUGUGGGUAACAAACUGCAUUACCCACGAGAUCACUAUGUACUCUUGGAUUACUACAGUGUUGCUACGCAUAGAUGGGAACAAGAUACUCAUUUGCUAAUAUGUUUUAGUGUAUUAAAAUAAAAGUUAAUUAUUUCAUAAUAUGUGCAUGCAUAUUGAUCUAUUAUUGCACUUUGUAGACAUAUCCUCAGGUGUUCGCUGAUUGGUUUUAUGAUCGAUCAGCAGUGCAAAUUAUUAACCAGUCCACGGAAGCAAAAAAUUGCUCAGAUUGUGGCAUCGAAAUUAAGAAGAAGUGGACGUGAAAUUGUGGGGUGUUCGGUAGAGCGGAUUGAUAUAACACUAGAGCAUGGUUAAUCUAAGACUUUUUUGGGUGAAAGCUAAGGGACAAAGGGUCCUAGAUUAACUAUGCCCUAGUGUUACAUCAAUCCGCUCUACCGAACACACCACAAUUUCACAUCCACUUCUUCUUAAUUUCGAUGCCAUAAUCUGAGCAAUUUUUUGCUUCCGUGGACUCGUUAAUAAUUUGCACUGCUGAUUGAUCAUAAAAUCAAUCAGCGAACACCUGAGGAUAAGUCUACAAAGUGCAAUAAUAGAUCAAUAUGCAUGCACAUAUUAUGAAAUUAAACUUUUAUUUAAGGGACAAAGUGUCUUAGACUAACUGUGCCCUAGUGUUAUAUCAAUCCACUCUAUACCAUGAGUUUUUAGAUUUUGUUCUAUGGUUGAGACUUGAUUUUAUUGGGUUUUGGCUUGUGAAAGAAAGUAGAUUCUAUGUUAUAAUAUAAUGAAGUAGAUUCUAUGUAUAUGUAUGUACAUAUGUGAUGUAUAGAUAAUCGCCUGAAUUUCAGCCCAUUAUGUAUACACAACAAUUAUGUAAGUAUAUAUUUAUCAAAUAAUAAUUUGAUACA
Molecule: messenger RNA, 1935 nt
Organism: Ipomoea triloba (trilobed morning glory)
Lineage: Eukaryota; Viridiplantae; Streptophyta; Magnoliopsida; Solanales; Convolvulaceae
Product: pectin acetylesterase 3-like
Exons: 7
Coding region: 420-1130 (236 amino acids)
Biological process (GO): cell wall organization
Cellular component (GO): plant-type cell wall
Molecular function (GO): pectin acetylesterase activity
Source: RefSeq, a predicted model, not a curated record